Molecule: messenger RNA, 1488 nt
Organism: Mya arenaria
Lineage: Eukaryota; Metazoa; Mollusca; Bivalvia; Myida; Myidae
Product: beta-1,4-N-acetylgalactosaminyltransferase bre-4-like
Exons: 6
Coding region: 43-1488 (481 amino acids)
Biological process (GO): carbohydrate metabolic process; glycosphingolipid biosynthetic process
Molecular function (GO): N-acetyl-beta-glucosaminyl-derivative 4-beta-N-acetylgalactosaminyltransferase activity
Source: RefSeq, a predicted model, not a curated record
CUCUAUUCAUCGAACAUGGAUUUUGUUAACUAAUGCCCCACGAUGGUGCUGCGAUGUACUAGAUUUACGUCUGUUUUUGUGUUUUUGAUGGUCUGUGCCUCCCUGGUCAGUGUUAUAAAUGUAAGGCAAUUGGGCGUCUCCCUCAAAACGAAACUCCGUGUUGCAAAACUCUCAUUCGGUGCGGCUUCCGGUCUGAACAGUGAGAAACCAACGUGUGAUUUCAGAAGCCGAAACGACAACACAGGACGCAUUUGCAGUGACAAAACGCCAAACGUUAUCAGGGAAUUAACGUAUAAAUUAAGAGGAAACGGUUCUUUAGACUUUUGUCAGGCUGUUCCAGAUUCACUUGAAGGAAGACUUAACAUUUCCCUUGAGGCAAAACUACAAUCUACGUCGCCCCCAGUACUCCAGGAUGUGUCGCCAAGUGGCGCAUGGAGUCCGAAGAGUUGCGUUGCUAGGCAACGGAUAGCAAUCAUCAUACCUUUUCGCGACAGGCAGAAACAUUUGGACAUUUUAGUAUACAAUCUUGUUCCGGUAUUGAAACGACAAAAAGUGGCCUUCCGAAUAUUUGUGGUAGAGCAGUUUGGCAACAAAACCUUCAACAAAGGUCGGCUUAUAAACAUCGGGUUUAUGGAAGCGCGGAAGCACGGUGAGUUUGACUGCUUUAUCUUCCACGACGUCGAUCUUAUACCGGAAGACGACAGGAAUAUGUACACGUGCUCUGCGAAUCCUCGUCAUAUGUCCCCGGCCGUGGAUGUCUUGCGUUAUAAAUUGCCGUACAUGGCGCUGGUGGGAGGGGUGCUCAGCAUCAAGGCAGAACAUUUUUUCAAGAUCAACGGAUAUUCGAACCUUUACUGGGGCUGGGGCGCUGAGGAUGAUGAUAUGUUUUACAGACUGUCAGCCUCGAAGAUAAGUGUUUUACGCCCCCCUUUCAACAUUGGACGAUAUAAAAUGAUAAAACACGACAAAAACGAUGUUUCCACAGUCAGAUUGCACUUUUUGAAAACAGCGAAAACACGUUACUUAAAAGAGGGUCUCAAUACUUUGGAGUACAAAUUGGUUGAAACCCGGCUUGAGAAGUUGUAUACACGCAUAAUAGCGAAUGUGGGUGAUCCUCCGAAAAAUCAGACUGAAUAUCCUAAAGCGAAUGUGGGUGAUCCGCCGAAGAAUCAGACCGAACAUCCAAAAGCGAAUGUGGAUGAUCCGCCGAAGAAUCAGACUGAAUAUCCUAAAGCGAAUGUGGGUGAUCCCCCGAAAAAUCAGACCGAACAUCCAAAAGCGAAUGUGGAUGAUCCGCCGAAGAAUCAGACUGAAUAUCCAAAAGCGAAUGUGGGUGAUCCGCCGAAGAAAGAGACUGAAUAUCCAAAAGAGACUGUGGGUGAUCCGCCGAAGAAACAAACUGAAUAUCCAAAAGCGAAUGUGGGUGAUCCGCCGAAGAAUCAGACUGAAUAUCCAAAAGCGAAUGUGGGUGAUCCGCCAAAGAACUAG